Messenger RNA from Habropoda laboriosa, 2397 nucleotides. RefSeq lists its product as uncharacterized. The transcript has 7 exons. Bases 659 to 1459 code for a protein of 266 amino acids. NCBI's taxonomy places the organism in Eukaryota, Metazoa, Arthropoda, Insecta, Hymenoptera, Apidae. The record is from RefSeq and is a predicted model, not a curated record.
AAACGCCGAACACGUUCUUCUUGAUUUGUAGGUUAUAAAGUAUCGACGUGUAAGGUUAUAGUGUAUACGUGAAGUUUUCUAUUCAAGAAUUUGGAUAUAUUUGUAUCCGUAGUAUAGUUUUGUGUGAAAGAUUUUAUUUCUGUGAACUUGGAGAGGUGUUUUUAUCACAAUGAUUGAAGCCAGUGGAAGAAACUUCGAACAUCGCUUUGAGAGAAAUCUGAAGAUAUUUGUGAAAUCGAGCGUGGAAAAAGUGGCUCCUCAAGCGCCACCAGGAGUGCGCCACUAAGGACCUUAACCAUCCAGUCCCACCAACCAACCAACCAUCAUAACCCCUACAGAGUACCAAAAAGAGAGUUCGAAGACACUCUCUCGAAAACACAACAAAAAAACGAAAGAAAAGAAAAAGAAACAGGUAGAAAAAAAGAAAAGAAAGCACCCUAGAGAAGGGUCACGCGGAAGAAAGGGGUUAGCCGCGAAAGUGCGCGUGUCCGGGGGCGACGUCGCCACUCGCGCUGCUCUUGAGGGGCGCAACGGCGCCGGGCGCCGGGACGCGGUAGUCACGACGCGGACGCGACCCAGUGCUCGUUCACCGGCUGUGGACAGCGCGUACGGUCGGGGUUCGCCGGGAAGAUGAGCAAGGAUCGCCGGGAAGUGAAUUAUGAUACACGUGUCGUCGGAGAACGCUCAACGAUACGAUCGUGUAAAGCGCAAGGGCGCAGCGUUUCUCUCGAACUUCUUUAAGUCGAAAAAGCUGACGUUAGGCAUGAAGAUCAACGAGGACGAAGAGAUGGAACGUGCUCCGAAAGUCGAGACACCUGCGAUCAUUACGAAUGCCUGCAGGCGCAGUGGCAGCGAGAACGACAACCAGGUAUCGAGGAUUCCGUCGACCUUGAGCGUGGCAGCCGUCGAUGUCGUCGUCGCCUGUCAACCGUCACCGUCGCACUCGAUUCUAACCUUGACACCUGGUAGAACACGAAACAUCGAUCAGGAUAUGGAGGCGCUUAGGUUGAGUCGACAGGAUAAUCCUUUCCUACAGGUACUGGCGAGUCGCGAGAGCCUCGUGGAAUCCGUGGAAGAAUCUGAGUCUGAUGACGCCAUACUCAUGUCUCAGGAACUAGGCGACACCGAUCCUCUAACUCUAGCUCAAGUGCACGAGCACCUGGUACGAAGUCCUCCACCUGCUUCGUGGCCGCACACCACGACUUUCCAUUUUCCCCAUCAGAAUCAGACCACGUCCGGGAAGAGCGACGUGCUGGCACAUUACAAGAGCCCGUCGAAGACGGGCUCGUGUCGCAGCAACGAUCACGAGCUGUCCAGAAGCGAGCCAUCCACCGAUAUCAGAGAUCGCCACUCGCAUACGUUCUCCUUGUUACACCCUACGCCGAUUCGUUCAUUGUCAGACGUUCGGCGUCUUCACAGAUCUGCGGACGACAGUGUGCAGCUGAUGUCAAGCGAAUAAGGCGUUAACGUGUUCCGGUCCGCGGCCGGGCUGAGAUGGUUUCUCGCGUUCAGAACACAAAGCGUGCUUUGUCGGUGCUAAAACGUCUGCGAGAGUUCCCGGAAUGUUUCAGAGGAGUGUGUCCACGCGGCACGGGCACUCGAAAGCUCCUCGAGAAGUUCACGCACGAUCGAGAAUCGAUUUCUCGAGUCAAACGUCUCUCGAGAGGGAAAAGGUUCUUCGGCCACUUUGAAGAAUUUGUAUCGGAGUUGACGCACAGGUUGGCUUUGGAAACAAAGAGGGAGUUUAAUCAUUGUCGCAAAACUGACGUUACAAGAAAUUUCGAACGUUCUGUGUCUCGAAAGUUGUAAGUCGUGUUCACGGGAGAUUCACGAAUUGAGAGGAGUUUUUAGGUUAUCCGUUUGUUUACAAGGCACGGUGACAGAUUAGAUGCGGCGGAACGAACGGAAAUGUUUCUAUUACAAAAAUCGAUACACCUAGUGUGAGGAUUAAAGCCAUAAAAAGAGAGUAUUAUUAAUAUAGUUUUAAUCCUUUUGAUAUCGCGGACGCGAACAAGCGUUCAAAGUGAAUGUGCGUGCGGUGAACGCACAUGGGCGUUCGAUAAGCAGCCAAUGCACCACAAUCGCAAACAUAGUCCGCACGCGAUCUAUCGUUUGCGGCCAUGUUUAACGUUAAAAGGGUUAGUUACGUGCCCUAUGUCAAAGAAAGCGACACCUGUUUUCGUUGACGUUUCACAUGAAAGUUUAAAAGAUAAAGUAUCUAUUUUUCAAAGCACAAAAAUUACUAGAAGAAAUUUAUUCAAAUUAUUCAAUCGUUUACAAGUAUAGAUAUCGUUUCAUGUACGGGGUGCCGCUUUUUCUCCAAGUGUAUCAAUAUAUUUUAAUGAACUAAAUGAAUACGACAAAUCUACUGCGAAGUGAAAUUUGACUACACUCGCU